Micromonas pusilla CCMP1545 is the source of this 804-nucleotide messenger RNA. RefSeq lists its product as uncharacterized. Bases 1 to 804 code for a protein of 267 amino acids. The record is from RefSeq and is a predicted model, not a curated record. NCBI's taxonomy places the organism in Eukaryota, Viridiplantae, Chlorophyta, Mamiellophyceae, Mamiellales, Mamiellaceae. The transcript has a single exon.
AUGCCGCCGGAGAGGUACAGCGCCGCGACCGCGGGCGCGUGCGCGGUCGCGGCCGCUCGCAGCGCGCCGAAGGCUUCGCACCGCGUCGCCGGGUUGACGCCGCCGGCGGCGGCGGCGAACGACGCCAAGCCGGGGAGGACGUCGACGAGUUUCGCGAGGUCGCCGCUCGCGCCGCGCGGACCCGCGACGUCGGCGGGGAAUGGCUCGGGGGCGCGCCCGGAGAGCGCGGCCGUGACCGCGUCGGGGGCGUCCUUCGCGGAGAGCGCCGCCGUGAGCGCGGCGAGGAGCGACGUCCGCGCCGUCGUCGUCUCAGAUGAGGACCCCUCCGCGCGGCUCGCCCACCCGCCGCCGUUCCCGCCGCAAACGCUGAGCUCGCCGACGCGCGUCCAAAUCACCCCGAUCGCCCUCGGCAACAGCGUCGACGGCAACCUCCCGAACGGCGCGGCGUCCACGAACGCGCUCAGCGCCUUACACGCGGCGGGGAGACACGCGAGCGACGGCUCCGCUUGCACGAUUCGCACGAGCGCGUCGUGCGUCGUCGCCGCGACGUCGCCGAGCGUGCUCGAUAACGACGCGAAGUUCCUUCGAAUCACCGCGCCCGUCUUCGGGUUCGUUCGCACCUCCGCGACCGCCAUGUACUGCCUCGUGACGUUCCCUUCCAGCAGGUGCGCGAUCGCGGAGAGCGCGGCGGCGCGCACGCGAGGCGCCGGGUCUUGGAACGCCACGCGCAACAGCGUCGUCGUCGGCGACCGCGGCAGCAGCUGCGCGCUCGACGCGGGCAACAACUUCGGCCAGUGCGCGUGA